AUGGCGCGAGCUCUGCGGGCGCUCCAGGGCCUGGGGCCGGAGCGGGGCCAGAGGGCGCCGCGGGUGCGCUUCGGGCCCAGCCCCACAGGCUUCCUGCACUUGGGUGGCCUUCGGACUGCAUUGUACAACUACAUUUUUGCCAAAAAACACCAAGGGACCUUUAUUUUGAGAGUGGAGGAUACAGACCAGAACCGGGUGGUGCCUGGAGCUGCAGAAGGAAUAGAAGAUAUGCUGGACUGGGCAGGCAUUCCCCCUGACGAGAGCCCUCGCCGUGGUGGUGCCUUUGGACCCUACCAGCAGUCACAGCGCCUGGAGCUGUACCAGAGAGCCAGCAGCAGGCUGCUGGAGAGCGGAGCUGCCUACCGCUGCUUCUGCACCCCGCAGCGCCUGGAGCUGCUCAGGAAGGAGGCUCUGCGCAGGCAGCAGACCCCACGGUAUGACAACCGCUGCCGGCACCUGACGCACACGGAGGUGGCUGAGAAGCUGUCGCAGGGCCUCGCCUGGGUCGUCCGCUUCCGGCUGGAGCAGGGUGUGGAACCCUUCCAGGACCUGGUCUAUGGCUGGAGCAAGCACGAGGUGGCGGAGGUGGAAGGGGACCCGGUGAUUCUCAAGGGGGAUGGCUUCCCCACUUACCACCUGGCAAACGUGGUGGAUGAUCACCACAUGGGCAUCAGCCACGUCCUGCGUGGGACCGAGUGGCUGACGUCCACGGCCAAGCACCUGCUCCUCUACAAAGCCUUUGGCUGGGAUCCUCCCCAGUUUGGCCACCUCCCGCUGCUGCUGAACAAAGAUGGUGCCAAGCUGUCCAAGAGGCAGGGGGACAUCUUUCUGGAGAGCUUUGCUCGGGAUGGCUACCUGCCAGAGGCCCUUCUGGACAUCGUCACCAACUGUGGCUCUGGAUUCACAGAGAAACGGAUGGGGAGGACUCUGGAGGAGCUGAUCUCGCAGUUUGACGUUGGCAGAAUCACAACCCACUCUGCCCUGCUGGACCUUGAAAGCCUCCCAGAGUUCAACAGGAUCCAUCUCACCCGGCACAUAGAGAAUGAGGAGCUGAGGCAGAAGCUAAUCAGAGAGCUGCAGCUGCUGGUGGAGCAGGUCUAUGGGGAUCAGCAGGUGGAGCAAGAGGUUCUGCAGAAGGAGUACAUGGAGCGAGUCCUCCUGCUGAGAAAAGGUCACAUAAGUCUCCUGAAGAACCUGGUGGCCUGUGAUUAUUCUUACCUCUGGGUCAGGCCCUCAGUGUCCCGAGAGCAGCUACAAAACAUUUCUGCAGAAGCAGAAGAAAUAGGGAAGCUGGUCCUGGGGCUCAUGGCAAGUCAGGCAGUGGCUUUGACUGUGGAGGAGUUGAACAAAGACCUGAGAAACCUCCAGAAGCAAACCAAAGAGACCAAGUACAGCAGCAUGAUGCAGCUCCUUCGCCUGGCUCUCAGUGGGCAGCAGCAUGGCCCCAGCGUUGCAGAGAUGAUGGUGACCCUGGGACCCAAGGAAGUGAGUGGGCGAAUCCACAGAGCUCUGUCCAGCUAA
Messenger RNA from Indicator indicator, 1521 nucleotides. RefSeq names its product glutamyl-tRNA synthetase 2, mitochondrial (gene EARS2). Gene Ontology annotation, molecular function: zinc ion binding; tRNA binding; ATP binding. NCBI's taxonomy places the organism in Eukaryota, Metazoa, Chordata, Aves, Piciformes, Indicatoridae. The coding region runs from base 1 to 1521 and encodes 506 amino acids. The record is from RefSeq and is a predicted model, not a curated record. Gene Ontology annotation, biological process: glutamyl-tRNA aminoacylation. The transcript has 9 exons.